AUGGAUAAUGUUAAUAACAUAGGAUUUUCACAUGAAAAGAAAUCAAAGUGGAAGUCUAAGUCCCAUGCGUGUCAUUAUUGCUCAACUCCAUAUCACAUUAAACCCUACUGUGUUAAAUGUCUCAGUGAUGUUGAUGAUCUAUCUGCCAAACAGACGUUUGAUAGUUUCCAGAGGAAUGUUAGUAACAUUAGCAGGUUUGAUUUUGGAGAAAUGUCCAACACUGAAAAAGAUGACGAACCUUGCAAUGUUAUAUACAUAUUUUUACAUACUAACAUCUCUGAUUGUUGGUAUUUUGAUAGUGGUUGUUCAAGAUACAUGACAGGUUCUAAAGCGUUGCUCACUGACUAUGUCUCAACAAAUGGAGGAAAUAUUACUUUUAGAGCAGGCAUGUUGGUGAAGUUUGACAAGAACAUCUGUGAAGUGUUUGACAACAUCAAUCAAUGUGUGAUGAUGUGUAGGACAUCCUCUAACAUUUGUUACAAAUCUGAGAAUGGUAACAUUUGCAAUGUUGUCAAGCUAAGUAAUGUUGAGCUGCAACAUCAAAGACUCAAUCAUGUUAAUCUCAAAAAUUUUAAGAAACUCAUUGCAAAUGAUGUUGUUCGUGGACUCCCAAAGUUUGUGAUCAAGCGAGAUGUUGCAUGCCAACCAUGUCAAAAGGGGCAACAACUACGGACUGCAUAUCCAAUGUUGUCAACAUGCAACACCACCAGAUGCUUGGAACUGUUACAUAGGAACUUGAUGAGUCAUGUUGAGGUAGAAAGUCUUGGAGGUGAAAGGUAUGUUCUUGUGUGUGAUGAUGAUUACUCAAAAUAUACUUUGGUUGCAUUCAUGAAAGCAAAAUCUGAAACUUUUUAUCGGUUUGAGAAACUGUAUAAAAUGUUUGUUACCCAAUAUGAACUGAAUGUUGGCAGAAUCAGUCUUGAUCAUGGAAAAGAGUUUGAGAACUUAUUUUUAGAUGACGUCUGCACUAACCAUUGUUCUUUUUAUGAGUACUCGGCUCUCAAAACCUUUCACCAGACUAGUGUUUCAGUAAGGAAGCAUAUGAUACUUCAAGAGAUGGUGAAAGCAAUGUUGCAUGCAAAGAGUUUGUCCAAAUGCUCGUGGUCUGAAGCAGUCAAGACUGCAUAUCACACUAUCAAUCGAGGUUACUUGAGACCAGAUGAUGAAGAUAGGUCAGUGUUACUGGAAGAACAGAAGGAAUCUGAGCAAACAUCUGAACAACAGAGAAAUGUGAAUGUUGACCCAACAUCGGAUGUAUCAUCCAGUGACUCAACAUCUGAACCUGAGUUAGUUGAAAACACAUCAGAUCCCGAUGAUGAACAUGGAAGACAUCUUCUUCAUGACUCCAGCAGGCGCAACCCUCUAGGACAUGUUAGAAAGAAUCACAUGAGCACUCAGCUUAUUGGUGAUGUGUUGGAACAAAUGCAAACUCGAAAGAGAAAAGAGAUCAACCACAACGAUAUGGUAAGGAUCGCAUGCAUGUGUUCUGCGUGUGAAACUGUUGAGGUUGAAUGUUACUUGUCCAUUGUUGAACCUAGGAAUGUUACCGAAGCACUAAACGAUGUUAAUUGGGUGAAUGUCAUGCUUGAUGUGCUAAAUCAGUUUGUUAGGAAUGAUGUGUGGGAUCUUGUCCCUAGACCACAUAACAAGAAUGUUAUUGGCACAAAAUGGAUCUUCAAAAAUAAAACUGAUGUGGCAGGUAACAUUGUGAGAAACAAGGCUAGGUUAAUUGCUCAUAGUUACACACAAGUUGAAGGCAUUGAUUUUGAUGAGACUUUUGCUCAUGUUGCUAGAAUUGAGUCGAUUAGAUUGUUAUUUGCUAUAACAUGUCAGGUUGGGAUUUCUCUGUUACAGAUGGAUAUUAAAAGUGCUUUUCUAAAUGGUGUGUUGACUGAAGAGGCCUAUGUUGAACAGCCCAAAGGGUUUUAG
Salvia miltiorrhiza (redroot sage) is the source of this 1929-nucleotide messenger RNA. RefSeq lists its product as uncharacterized. The record is from RefSeq and is a predicted model, not a curated record. Lineage: Eukaryota; Viridiplantae; Streptophyta; Magnoliopsida; Lamiales; Lamiaceae. The coding region runs from base 1 to 1929 and encodes 642 amino acids. Gene Ontology annotation, molecular function: nucleic acid binding. The transcript has a single exon.